CCCUCCUGCAGCAAGGGCGUCAGCCCCCAUUCAUCCAGUGCGUGCGGUCGCAGCCCCCUCCUCAAGACCCUCCCCGAGCGGUGUGCGUCGCGCCUAUGUUUGCGUCAUCACGCUACGCCAUUGCUCGAGCCUGGGAAGAUGGCGGCAGCCGCUCUCAGUGGGCCCUCCGCGGGCUCCCCGGCUGGGGCUCCUGGCGGGACUGGGGGUCUCUCUACUGUGGGGUCGGGCCCGCGACUGCGUCUGCUGCUGUUGGAGAGCGUUUCUGGGUUGUUACAGCCGCGAACGGGGUCCCCCGUUGCCCCUGUGCAUCCCCCAAUCCACUGGGCCCCGCAUUUGCCUGGGCUCAUGUGCUUAUUGCGGCUGCAUGGGACAGUGGGUGGGGCUCAGAAUCUUUCGGCUCUAGGGGCUUUGGUGAAUAUCAGUAAUGCACAUCUUGGUUCCAUCAAAACCCGGUUUGAAGGCUUGUGUCUGCUGUCCUUGUUGGUAGGGGAGAGCCCCACAGAGCUGUUCCAGCAGCACUGUGUGUCUUGGCUUCGGAGCAUUCAGCAGGUGUUGCAGUCCCAGGACUCACCAUCCACAAUGGAGCUGGCUGUGGCUAUCCUGAGGGAUCUGCUCCGAUAUGCAUCCCAGCUUCCUACGCUGUUCCGGGACAUAUCUACCAACCACCUGCCCGGGCUUCUUACUUCCUUGCUGGGUCUCAGACCAGAGUGUGAACAAUCAGCUUUGGAGGGAAUGAAGGCAUGUGUGACCUAUUUUCCUCGGGCUUGUGGCUCUCUAAAAGGCAAGCUCGCCUCCUUUUUCCUGUCUCGGUUAGAUGCCUUGAACCCUCAGCUCCAACAGUUGGCCUGUGAGUGUUACUCCAGGCUGCCCUCUUUAGGUGCUGGCUUUUCCCAGGGCCUGAAGCACACAGAGAACUGGGAGCAGGAGCUGCACAGCCUGUUGGCCUCACUGCACAGCUUGCUGGGGACCCUGUAUGAGGGAAAACAGACAGACCCUGUGCAGAGUGAAGGCCCUGGAGUAGAGAUGCUGCUUUCCCAAUCAGAAGAUGGUAACACUCAUGUCCUCCUCCAGCUUCGGCAGAGGUUUUCAGGACUGGCCCGUUGCCUGGGGCUCAUGCUCAGCUCCGAGUUUGGGGCCCCUGUGUCUGUUCCUGUUCAAGAGAUCCUGGACCUUAUCUGCCGGAUCCGUAGCAUCAGCAGCAAGAAUAUUAACUUGCUUGGAGAUGGUCCCCUCAGGCUGCUACUGCUGCCUUCUAUCCACCUUGAAGCCUUGGACUUGCUCUCUGCAUUGAUCCUUGCGUGUGGAGGCAGACUCUUGCGCUUUGGGGCCCUGAUCAUCCGCCUGCUUCCCCAGGUCCUCAAUACCUGGAGCACUGGGAGGGAUACUCUGGCUCCAGGCCAGGAGAGGCCUUACAGCACCAUUCGGACCAAGGUGUAUGCCAUCUUAGAGCUGUGGGUGCAGGUUUGUGGGUCCUCAGCAGGUAUGCUCCAGGGAGGAGCCUCAGGAGAGGCCUUGCUCACCCACCUACUCAGUGACAUCUCUCCACCAACGGAUGCUCUUAAGCUGUGCGCUACCAGGGGAAGCUCCGAUGGAGGUUUGCCAAGUGGGAAGCCAAGUGCCCCGAAGAAGCUAAAGCUCGAUAUGGGAGAAGCUUUGGCUCCAGCAAGCCACAGGAAAGGAGAUAGGAAUGCUAACAGUGAUGUGUGUGCAGCCGCACUGAGAGGCCUGAGCCGGACCAUCCUCAUGUGUGGGCCUCUCAUCAAGGAGGAGACUCACAGGAGACUUCAUGAUCUAGUCCUGCCCCUGGUCAUGAGUGUCCAGCAGGGUGAGGUUCUAGGUGGCUCCCCUUACAACAGUUCCUGCUGUCGCAGAGCGCUCUACCGCCUGCUACUGGCUUUACUGCUGUCACCUUCCCCUCGCUGCCCACCUCCUCUUGCCUGUGCCCUGAAAGCUUUCUCUCUUGGCCAAUGUGAAGAUAGUCUUGAGGUAAUUGCUGACUGGGCCAGCUCUUUCUUUGAUUCCUGGGUUUUUAUUCUGAUGCUUGCCUUGGAAGAAGAGUAUUUUGAAGAGGAAGAGGAGGAGGAAGAAUUUGAGGAGGAAUUUGAGGAGGAGGAGGAAGGUGAAUUAGAAGAGGAGGAGGAGGAAGAGGAAGAGGAAGAAGAGUUGGAAGAGGUAGAAGAUGUGGAGUUUGGUUCAGCAGGAGGAGAGGUAGAAGAAGGUGGACCUCCACCCCCCACGCUGCCUCCUGCUCUGCCACCUACAGACUCCCCCAAAAUACAGCCCGAGGCAGAACCUGAACCUGGGCUCUUACUGGAAGUGGAAGAACCAGGGGCAGAGGAGGUGCCAGGGCCUGAGACAGCUCCCCCGCUGGCCCCAGAGGUGCUCCCCCCCCAGGAGGAGGUGGUGCAGGAAGGGGGAAGUCCUCCAGCAGGGCCUCCUCAGGAGCUUGUUGAAGAAGAGUCCUCUGCUCCCCCUAACCUUCUGGAAGAGGGGACUGAGGGUGGAGGUGACAAGGUGCCACCACCACCUGAGACACCUGCAGAAACAGAGAUGGAGACAGAAGCAGAAGCUGCAUCUCCACAGGAAAAGGAGCAAGACGACACAGCUGCCAUGCUGGCUGACUUCAUCGAUUGUCCCCCUGAUGAUGAGAAGCCACCACCUGACCCAGAGCCUGACUCUUAACCCCUUCUGCACCCUAACACUUUGUAUCCAAUAAAGUUAUGUCUGUAGAUAUUUA
This is a messenger RNA of Cricetulus griseus (Chinese hamster), 2737 nucleotides long. NCBI's taxonomy places the organism in Eukaryota, Metazoa, Chordata, Mammalia, Rodentia, Cricetidae. The record is from RefSeq and is a predicted model, not a curated record.